AUGACAAAAGAGGAAAUGAUAAAAGAAAUCGGUGAGAAAUUAGCUGAGGAGUUAUCCUCUGUACGUACCAUCAACCCACCUGUUUGGACACCUACCCUGGAAAAAUAUAUUGAUAAUAUUCUCAAU
Messenger RNA from Racocetra fulgida, 126 nucleotides. Lineage: Eukaryota; Fungi; Glomeromycota; Glomeromycetes; Diversisporales; Gigasporaceae. The record is from the annotation of a GenBank genome assembly.